CCACCCUACAACACACAGCAGCUCAUAUCCCUCAUCUUUCGUCAGUAACUCAAUUGUACAACAUAUACCCUAACUUUACAUCUGGUAGCUUUCACUAUUCUUUUGAUUGUUUUUUCUUCCCGAAGAUCAAUCAUAUUGCACAAUAGAUUGCACCAGAGGGAACCACAUAGAAGACAUCUACCAAUCAACCACGUCGUCUUAGAAAUCUCCAGAUCUUGGAGAUCUACAAGCCAUUCGAGCCUCAUCAUAGUCUGGAUUCCUCAACGUCUGACGGUACCACACACAAUAAGCAUCGUGUCUACUACGGGACAACGACGUUGCUUUGGCUUGCUCCGUCCUUCAGCCACGAAUCAUUCCUACAACUCAUUCAAGAUCCACAAGAUUCAUAUAGGGAACCGAUUAAAGCUGCGGAGAGCAAAGGACGCGGCACGUCAUACUCGAAAUCCCGCUAUAUCAAUUGGUUUACUACCGCUCUUCCACCUCCAGCCUCAUUCGCCUGUGAAUUUCAUGUGACAACCUCUGCAUCAGUAGCGAACUCACACCGUGCGUCGGGCGAGAAUAUAGGCUCCUAUGGAUCACCAACCGGCGGCGGAGUCACAAUCGGGGCUAUCUUUACCUGAAUUAAGCCUCCUACAAGAUUUGGCUGACGCUAUCCGCAAAGUCCUAAACACAACGGACAAACGCGGUAGCCAGAAUCAACACAGCUCAGAAGAAGACCGAUUGUAUAUGGCUGUAGAUAAAGUUUUAGAUGAUAUGGAGCGACGACAGUUAGCGGCGAUUAGAUACGUGUCGCCAGAGUCGGUCAAAAACUUAUCACCCCCUAUCAUCAAAUGGUUCGAGGAUGUAGCUCGAGACGUAGGACGGGAGCUCGAAAAACCCGGCUCGGUGCCGGAUAUAUACGAAAAGGCGAAGAAGGCGUCUGAUCGUCUCUUUGAAAAGAUAGAUCAAAAUUGAAGGUUCUUCAAUCUUCAAGUGUACCUAGAUAAAGAUAGGCGUCAAGAUAUAUUCGCUAAAACAA
Messenger RNA from Daldinia loculata, 1018 nucleotides. RefSeq lists its product as uncharacterized. NCBI's taxonomy places the organism in Eukaryota, Fungi, Ascomycota, Sordariomycetes, Xylariales, Hypoxylaceae. Bases 571 to 954 code for a protein of 127 amino acids. The record is from RefSeq and is a predicted model, not a curated record. The transcript is spliced from 2 exons.